Molecule: messenger RNA, 621 nt
Organism: Paramecium primaurelia
Lineage: Eukaryota; Ciliophora; Oligohymenophorea; Peniculida; Parameciidae
Source: the annotation of a GenBank genome assembly
AUGAUCUUUUCCUAUUUGGUUAUAGUAUUUUAUUUUUUAAAUUCUAUUUCGAAAGAAUCAAAGCUUCUAUUUUCAACAGAAACUAACUCUUCCUCUGAUGAAUAAUUUGAGGCAUUUUCUGCCAUAUUUAAUCAAGCUAUUGAGAAAUGUUCAAAUGAGAAUGACAACACUUAAAAUUAGUUCAAUAUUUCACUACAAACUGUAAUAUGAAAUUUAGAAAUUAGAUUGCUAAUGACAAACGAACUACUUUAAUGAUUAGAAACAUUCCAAAUAAUUAUACAGUGAAAAGACUAUAAAAUGAGAUAGAUUUCAAAUUCUAUUCAAAAUACGAUUAUAUAAAUAUUCCUUGUGAUUUAGAAGGAGGUUUUGCAUUUAUUAAUCUAAAAAACAAAAGAUAUCUUCAAGAAUUUUAUUUGGCAUUCAAUAAUCGACCUUGGAACUUUAACAGAAAUUAUGUAUAUUAUUUAUAUUAUAUAAUAGAGUUGUGUAUUAAAAUAUGCAAAAGUAUAAUAUAAUGAAAAUUAAUUAAAAUAUUAAAAGAAAAUAGGUCCAGAUAUCUAUUCACAUUAAAAAAAAGUGAUUGAUUUGAUUAAGAAUCAAAAGAAAGAAUUAAAAUAAUGA